ACCAGCGAGCCUUCUCCAUCCUUUGCAGGAUGUAGCCGCUGCGAUGCCAGCAGCAGCAUCCCCGGCGCUGUAGACCAGGGGCUCCCCUCCCGCCCUUGCCCUGCCCCCCUUUCCUUGGGGAUAAGAAGACAAGACAGUUCGGGGCUCAAUUCGGCCUUCCCCGCCCCCUCCUCCUCCCGUAGAGAAAGAAAGAAAGAGGGAGAAGCUGGCCAUUCUUUCGCCCCACGCGUCAUCUCCUCGGAUUCCCUGAAGCAUCCCUCCCCGCUCCUCCUCCUCAUCUCCAUCUCUUCUACCAUGGCCUGGUUUCCUUUCUGCAGUGGUAACAACAUACACUGUGACAGGCUCUGACUAGGACUUCUUCUCUGCCUCUUCCAUGGCUUGGUCCCCUGGCUGGCCUCUAUAACACCUUCCGGCCCCUUGCUUGGGGCUCCCUAGAAUGAAUACAGGACACAUCUGGGACUGAGUAGCAGGUUUCUCCUGUCUACCCCACUGACCUAGCCAAAGUCCACUUGCUAUUCUCCGCAUCUUGCCCAGCCCAGCUGUAGCUCACCAACACCAUGGGAGACAUGGUAAACAGCUCGGUGGAUUUCUACCCUAAAAACCAACGGCGAGAGCUGAACCAUGCUGGUGGCUUUGGCUGCACCCUUGCGGAGCUGCGCUCCCUCAUGGAGCUGCGAGGAGCUGAGGCUCUCCAGAAAGUCCAGGAGACCUACUCUGAUGUCAACGGGCUCUGCAGAAGGCUCAAGACCUCUCCCACCGAAGGUCUAUCAGACAAUGCAGCUGACUUGGAAAAGAGAAGACAGAUCUACGGUCAGAAUUUCAUCCCCCCAAAGAAGCCCAAGACCUUCCUACAGUUAGUAUGGGAGGCCCUGCAGGACGUGACGCUGAUCAUUUUGGAAAUUGCUGCCAUCAUCUCCCUGGGGUUGUCUUUUUAUGCCCCUCCAAGUGAAGAGAGCGAAAACUGUGGGAAUGUACAGGCUGGUGGAGAAGACGACGGCGAAGCUGAAGCGGGCUGGAUUGAGGGUGCCGCCAUCUUACUCUCGGUGAUUUGUGUAGUCCUCGUUACGGCCUUCAAUGAUUGGAGCAAGGAAAAGCAAUUCAGAGGUCUGCAGAGCCGCAUAGAACAGGAGCAGAAAUUCACCGUUAUCCGUAAUGGGCAACAGGUUCAGAUUCCUGUGGCUGAGCUGGUUGUAGGGGACAUUGCCCAAAUCAAAUAUGGUGACUUGCUUCCAGCUGAUGGGGUGUUAAUCCAGGGGAAUGAUCUCAAGAUCGAUGAGAGCUCCUUGACGGGAGAGUCAGAUCACGUGCGUAAAUCCGUGGAGAAGGAUCCCAUGUUGCUGUCAGGCACUCAUGUCAUGGAAGGCUCUGGGCGGAUGGUCAUCACAGCUGUCGGGGUCAACUCCCAGACUGGGAUUAUCUUCACUUUGCUGGGUGCUGGUGGGGAAGAGGAAGAGAAGAAGGAUAAGAAAGGGAAGCAGCAGGAUGGGGCUGUGGAGAAUAAUCAGAACAAAGCCAAAAAGCAAGAUGGGGCUGUGGCCAUGGAAAUGCAACCCCUGAAAAGUGCCGAGGGGGGUGAGAUGGAAGAGCGGGAGAAGAAGAAAGCCAGCGUACCCAAAAAAGAGAAGUCUGUCCUGCAGGGGAAGCUCACCAAACUGGCUGUCCAAAUCGGAAAAGCAGGGCUGGUGAUGUCUGCCAUCACUGUCAUCAUCUUGGUCCUGUAUUUUGUCAUUGAGACAUUUGUCAUCGAUGGGAAGACAUGGUUGGCAGAGUGCACCCCUGUCUAUGUGCAAUAUUUUGUCAAGUUCUUCAUCAUCGGAGUCACUGUCCUGGUGGUAGCCGUGCCUGAAGGCUUGCCAUUGGCUGUUACAAUCUCUCUCGCCUAUUCCGUCAAGAAAAUGAUGAAGGAUAAUAACCUGGUUCGACACCUGGAUGCUUGUGAGACCAUGGGCAAUGCCACAGCCAUCUGUUCAGACAAGACUGGCACCCUCACCACCAACCGUAUGACUGUGGUGCAGUCCCAUUUGGGUGACACAUACUACAAAGAGAUCCCUGACCCCAGCAACCUGACAUCCAAGACACUGGACCUGCUGGUGCAUGCCAUUGCUGUCAACAGUGCCUACACUACCAAGAUACUACCUCCAGAAAAGGAAGGAGGUCUGCCACGCCAGGUGGGCAACAAGACAGAAUGUGCAUUGCUGGCCUUUGUGCUUGACCUGCGACGCGACUACCAGCCAGUGCGUGAACAGAUCCCUGAGGAGAAGUUGUAUAAGGUGUACACCUUUAACUCUGUCCGCAAGUCCAUGAGCACUGUCAUCUGCAUGCCCGAUGGUGGCUACCGCCUCUUCAGCAAAGGCGCUUCUGAGAUCAUUCUCAAAAAGUGCACAAACAUCCUGAACAGCAAUGGAGAACUGCGUGCGUUCCGGCCCCGGGACCGAGAUGAAAUGAUCAAGAAAGUGAUUGAGCCCAUGGCAUGUGACGGUCUACGAACAAUCUGUGUGGCUUACCGGGAUUUCUCAGCUGGGAAGGAACCUGACUGGGACAACGAGAACGAUAUUGUGAUAGACCUGACUUGCAUUGCCGUGGUGGGAAUCGAGGACCCUGUACGGCCGGAGGUGCCAGAGGCCAUCCGCAAAUGCCAGCGUGCCGGCAUCACUGUCCGCAUGGUGACAGGAGACAACAUCAACACUGCCCGGGCCAUUGCGGCCAAAUGUGGCAUCAUACAGCCGGGCGAGGACUUCCUGUGCUUGGAGGGGAAGGAGUUCAAUCGGCGAAUCCGCAAUGAAAAGGGAGAGAUAGAACAGGAACGCCUGGAUAAAAUCUGGCCAAAAUUGCGGGUCCUGGCUCGCUCAUCACCCACUGACAAACAUACCUUGGUGAAGGGCAUCAUUGACAGCACUAUUGGGGAACAGCGCCAGGUGGUUGCUGUCACUGGUGAUGGAACGAACGAUGGACCAGCACUCAAGAAGGCUGAUGUGGGGUUUGCUAUGGGCCUAGCCGGCACUGAUGUGGCGAAAGAGGCCUCGGACAUCAUCCUAACAGAUGACAACUUCUCCAGCAUUGUCAAGGCGGUGAUGUGGGGCCGCAACGUUUAUGACAGCAUCUCCAAAUUUUUGCAGUUCCAGCUCACAGUUAAUGUGGUGGCAGUCAUUGUGGCCUUCACUGGUGCCUGCAUCACACAGGACUCUCCCCUGAAGGCAGUGCAAAUGCUGUGGGUGAACCUAAUUAUGGACACUUUUGCCUCUCUGGCUCUUGCAACCGAACCCCCCACCGAGGCCCUGCUGCUGCGCAAGCCAUAUGGACGCAACAAACCCCUCAUUUCCCGGACCAUGAUGAAGAACAUUCUGGGCCAUGCUGUGUACCAGCUCAUUAUCAUCUUCACCCUCCUGUUUGUGGGCGAGGUUUUCUUUGACAUCGACAGUGGCCGCAAUGCCCCUCUGCACUCCCCGCCUUCAGAGCACUACACCAUCAUCUUCAACACCUUUGUCAUGAUGCAGCUCUUCAAUGAGAUCAACGCCCGCAAAAUCCACGGCGAGCGCAAUGUCUUUGAUGGCAUCUUUGGCAACCCCAUCUUCUGCAGCAUUGUCCUAGGCACUUUUGGCAUCCAGAUAGUCAUUGUACAAUUUGGAGGAAAGCCAUUCAGCUGUUCUCCACUGAAUGCACAGCAGUGGCUCUGGUGUCUGUUUGUGGGCUUUGGGGAGCUGGUCUGGGGGCAGGUCAUUGCUACCAUUCCCACCAGUCACCUGAAAUGCUUAAAGGAGGCAGGUCAUGGCCCUGGAAAGGAUGAAAUCACCGAUGAGGAGUUGGCGGAGGAUGAGGAGGAAAUUGACCAUGCUGAGCGGGAGCUGCGCCGUGGCCAGAUCCUGUGGUUCCGAGGCCUCAACCGCAUCCAGACCCAGAUGGAGGUAGUUAGCACCUUCAAGAGAAGUGGCUCCUUUCAGGGGGCUAUCCGACGCCGCUCUUCCGUCCUCAGCCAACUGCACGAUGUAACCAAUAUUUCUACCCCCACUCACAUCCGCGUAGUGAAAGCAUUCCGUAGCUCACUCUAUGAAGGGCUGGAGAAGCCAGACACAAAGACCUCCAUCCAUAACUUCAUGACGACGCCCGAGUUCUUGAUCAACGACUACAUCCACAACAUCCCCCUCAUUGACGAUACAGAUGUGGAGGAGAGCGAGGGUCCCCCGAGACGGCGCUUCCGGGCCAGCCCCCCACCAUCCCCCAACAAGAACAACAACGCCAUCGACAGCGGCAUCUACCUAAGCACCGAUGUCAGCAAGACACCUACCUCCUUGUCCAGCCCAGUCAGUCCGCUUCACAGCAUGGAAACCUCCCUCUAACACAACCCCACCAUGCAACCGGUCAACAUGACUUUGUGCACAGCAGGGAGUGUCCAGUUCCUCCUGGAAGGCCAGGACUAGCUGAGUGAGUCAGGAAGGAAAGCGGGCAGGAGAUGGCCUUUCUCCUCUUGACGCUGGAGGCUUUUUCCUCUCUCAGUGGGGUAGAAAUGGACACAGUUUCCGCCACGGGAUGGCUCAGGCAAAUAAAGAAGAGAAACUAUGUGGAUGCCACGAAAGGGAUGAAGCGCACCGUGUGUGGGGAGGGAGGGGAGAUAAGUUUUCUUCAGAGUCACCCAGGAAGGCUUUGGGCCUAGUUCCCAGAGGGUGUACAGGAAAAAAAAAAGAAAACCACCCAUUUCUCUAGUCUGUUCUUUGUUUCUCUUUGGACACAAAACACACUCACCAAACCCACGACGACGAUUCCCCCAUUUAGGGGUUGCUUUUGUUUCUUUCUGGGACUUCUUUUCAGUUUUGUUUUCCUUUCUCUCCAAAGUUUCAAACAGGAACUAUAUUUGCACCGGAAAAAGAACAAAAAAACAAAACAAAAAAAAGAGGAAUAAUCUAGACAUCUAUUAUCCUAAAUAUAUAUAUAUGAUACCAACUGACAGAUGUAUUAACGGACCUUCUGACCAUAACGCAUGCCUGUUAUCAAACCCUUCUUUCUUCUUCCCUCCUUCCAAUGGAAUUUCAGCCUGGGGCAAUUUUGUUUUUUUUAAAAAAUCAUUGCUCGCUGUA
Molecule: messenger RNA, 5069 nt
Organism: Anolis carolinensis (green anole)
Lineage: Eukaryota; Metazoa; Chordata; Lepidosauria; Squamata; Anolidae
Gene: atp2b3
Product: ATPase plasma membrane Ca2+ transporting 3
Exons: 23
Coding region: 558-4334 (1258 amino acids)
Biological process (GO): regulation of cytosolic calcium ion concentration; calcium ion transmembrane transport
Cellular component (GO): intracellular membrane-bounded organelle; plasma membrane
Molecular function (GO): PDZ domain binding; ATP hydrolysis activity; P-type calcium transporter activity
Source: RefSeq, a predicted model, not a curated record